Messenger RNA from Scheffersomyces stipitis CBS 6054, 1110 nucleotides. RefSeq names its product glyoxylate reductase (gene MDH98). Gene Ontology annotation, molecular function: NAD binding; hydroxypyruvate reductase [NAD(P)H] activity; glyoxylate reductase (NADPH) activity. Gene Ontology annotation, cellular component: cytosol. The record is from RefSeq and is a predicted model, not a curated record. The transcript has a single exon. The coding region runs from base 1 to 1110 and encodes 369 amino acids. NCBI's taxonomy places the organism in Eukaryota, Fungi, Ascomycota, Pichiomycetes, Serinales, Debaryomycetaceae.
AUGACUUCCUCUAAUAAGCCAAAGGUAUUGUUCGUAGGCGACUUGGACAAGUCGCAGCCAGAAUUCAUCCGUUUCAACGAAAAGUUCACCUGUAUUUUCCAUAGCUUGACAUCUGUGGAUCAACUUAUUGAAGACUUCAACACCAAAUUCAACGAUAUUGAAGCUAUUUACGGUGCCUGGUUAGGUUUCGUUCCACUCGGUGGAUUCCGCGACAAAAUUAUCGAAAAUGCUCCACCCAGUUUGAAGAUCAUUGCUAUUUGCUCUGUAGGUUAUGAUGGUUACGACGGAGCUGCAUUGAGAGAAAGAAACAUCAUUUUGACCAAUGUUCCCUCUACUGGGGCUGCUGGUCCUGUGGCUGAUUUGGUGUUGUACAACACCUUGCUGAGUUUCCGUCAGUUUUCUGCGUACCAGAAGGUAUUCAGUCCCGACAAUAAUCACACCAUCAAGGUCAGAAAGCUCUUGGACAGAUCUGGCACCUUUGAAACCAGGACGGGCCAACCUGUGACUACAGGCGACGGAAGUGGCUACGAUUUUGGUGAGUAUAUUAAUGACAGGCCCAAUGUGAACCCUGGCGGACAUAAUGCGGUUAUCGUCGGGUUUGGAAACAUUGGUAAAACAAUUGGCCAAAGAUUGCUGAGUUUAGGCAUGAACAUUCACUACAUCAAAAGAAACAAAUUGUCAGACUCAGAAGAGGCCAAGUUGGGUUACGAGGCUACAUAUCAUGCAGACAUUCUUUCUACCAAGUCAUUCGUGGAUUUAGUGGUCAUUGCCUGUCCAGCUACUCCAGAAACCAAGCAUUUGAUCAACGCCAAGGUUAUCGACGAAAUUGAACAUCCGUUCAGAGUCAUCAACAUCGGAAGAGGUUCUAUUAUUGAUGAGGAAGCAUUGGUCAAUGGUUUGAAGACGGGAAAGGUGCUCUUUGCAGGGCUUGACGUGUUCGAAAAGGAGCCUUCAGUCCACCCUGAAUUGUUUGGAAGAAGUGACGUCAUUCUUACCCCACACAUCGGAGCUUCCACGGUAGAGAACUUUAACCAUACAUCUGUGGAAGCUAUGAGAAAUAUCGAGAAUGUCCUUAUCGAUGGCGGAGAAGGGUUUACACGGGUUAAUUGA